Molecule: messenger RNA, 1116 nt
Organism: Penicillium daleae
Lineage: Eukaryota; Fungi; Ascomycota; Eurotiomycetes; Eurotiales; Aspergillaceae
Product: rhomboid family protein
Exons: 2
Coding region: 1-1116 (371 amino acids)
Biological process (GO): retrograde vesicle-mediated transport, Golgi to endoplasmic reticulum
Cellular component (GO): Golgi apparatus; membrane
Source: RefSeq, a predicted model, not a curated record
AUGCCCCUCCGAGUCAAUAUUCCCCCGGCCACCCGCGCCGUCCUCAUCAGCCUGUUGGCCCUCUCCCUCCUCUACAACAUCGCCAGAUGGCGCCAACUUGACACCUCCGCUGGCAGCGUCCAAACCAGCCCCAUCAUUCCCUAUCUCACCCUCGUUCCCUCUCUCUUCUACUACUAUCCCUGGACCCUGCUCACGGCCACCUUUGUAGAGCAGAAUAUCUUUACCGUCUCCCUCAACGCGGCUACUAUCUUCUAUGGCGGGAAAUAUCUCGAGCGCGCGUGGGGGUCUCGCGAAUUCAGCAAGUUCAUCAUCGCUGUCGCGCUGAUCCCUAAUGUCGUGAUUGUGCCGUUCUAUCUGAUCUGGGGCGCCCUUGGAGGGUCCUCAAGUCGAGCUCUCACCCAGAUCUGCGGCGGCGUCGCGAUCCAAGCUUCUUUCCUUGUCGCCUUCAAGCAACUAGUCCCCGAACACACGGUCGCCAUUUUCAAGGGCCUGGUCAAGAUGCGCGUCAAGCAUUUCCCCGCCUUAUUCCUGUUCCUUAACACCCUCAGCGGCAUCAUCAUCGGAACCGAUACCGCCGCCGUCCUGGCCUGGCUAGGCCUCCUAUCCAGCUGGACCUACCUUCGCUUCUACAAGCGCCAGCCCGAUCUCACCGGUACCUCCACCAAUGGCCUCGGUAUCAAGGGUGAUGCCAGCGAAACAUUUGCCUUUGCCUGCCUCUUCCCCGACGUGAUGCAGCCCCCUAUCGCGUUUGUCGCCGAUCAAUUCUACGCUUUGCUGGUCGCAGUUAAAAUCCUCACCCCCUUCUCGGAAGAUGAGAUUGCCUCGGGAAACCAGCAGGUGCUGGCUCGUGGUGAGGCUGGACUCCCCACACUCCUCAGCAACCACCGCGGAGGAGCGCGGGGCUCCAGCAAGCGGGAGGAGGCUGAGCGGAGACGCGCGCUGGCAUUGAAGGCUUUGGAUCAGCGAUUACAGUCGGCGGGUGGACGGGCUCAUGCCGGUCCGUCGACGUUAGGAGAGCCCUCUUCUUCGCAGCACCGACCGACUACGCCGACGCCGUCGGCACCAUCCGGGCAGAGCAUGCUGGGAGAGACUAGUUAUAACCCUGAUCAUGCAUGA